Messenger RNA from Pseudophryne corroboree (corroboree frog), 3079 nucleotides. Its product is annotated as mixed lineage kinase domain-like protein. The coding region runs from base 108 to 1790 and encodes 560 amino acids. Gene Ontology annotation, molecular function: ATP binding; protein serine/threonine kinase activity. Gene Ontology annotation, biological process: protein phosphorylation; cell surface receptor signaling pathway. The transcript is spliced from 11 exons. The record is from RefSeq and is a predicted model, not a curated record. NCBI's taxonomy places the organism in Eukaryota, Metazoa, Chordata, Amphibia, Anura, Myobatrachidae.
CUGUAGAUCACACACACACACACACACACACACACACACACACACACACACACACACACACACACACACACACACACACACACACACACACAGUAGGGGGAGGGGCCAUGCAGAUCACACACAGUAGGGGGAGGGGCCAUGCAGAUCACACACAGCUGUCACACAAGUACAGUAAGUUUAGGCUCAGUUAUGGGUGGAAGUUCCUGGUAGGAAGCAGGGAGGGAGCUCCAUGUGCUGCUGGAGGCAGAGAGGAAGAAGAGAACAGGAGUCACACUUGGAAAUAUCUGAAUUCACGAGAGAAGUGGUUUAUAUUCCGCAACAAAGUGACAAUCUGCAGUAAGAUAACCCCUAGGAGCAUGGAGGUGUUGAAAAGCAUCUUUACCACGGCAGUAUUAAUCUACAAUCAGUGUGACAAAGCCGAGACCAACAAGAAGCGCUGCUCCCGCCUGAAGAUGAGGAUAGAACUGCUCUUGGCCCCUGCGGAGAAGCUGAGCAAUGACCCAGAACAAUCCCGAGAACUGGAAGCUUCCUUGUCAGACCUGCUGCUUAAUCUGCAGAACGCGGAACGCUGGGUGAACAAGUACUCCAGGCGAGGGUGGUGGAGACGGCUUCUGCAGGCCAGCAGCAUACAGGGAAAGUUUGAUCACAUCAAUGAGCGGCUGAACGAUACAGCGCAGGCGUUACAGAUCCUGCUCAACGUGGAGCUCAGAGCAGAGUUCCUCAAACUCUUCAGCGAUGAAAGCUUGAAGCGAAAGAAUCGAAAAGAUUUUGAGGAGGACUUGAAAAAGAUGAUGCCAUUAAUAGAAAGUGAUAUGAAGUCUGUAAGUGACAGCAUGGAUUCCGUAGCUGCUGAUGUACGGAAGAUCAAAGAAAUGUUAUCUGCAGGAAUUACCGGACCGUGGGAUAUUACAGAAAUACGAGCUACAGAUCUGAAACGUGGAGAGUUACUGCAGGAGCCAGGCCUGAAUGACAGCCAUAGUCUGUACUUAGGAGAGUACCACAAGUGUCCAGUGGUGAUUAAAGUAUUAAAGGGCCAGUUGAGCAGAAAUGAUGACUAUAUAAGGAAGACAUUUCGUUCCGAGAGCGAGACCAUGAAGAAAUAUGAAAGUCCAAACAUUUUACGUCUUUACGGCAUCUGCAUUGAUAAUUCAAGCACAGAACCAUAUUCUCUGAUAAUAGAGUACUGCCAGAAAGGGACCCUGAGAGAACUGCUGAAAAGAGAGCCGGGCCUAUCAUGGGAGCAGAGAGUCCUGAUGGCUCUGGAUGCUGCCAGAGCUCUGUACAGGUUACAUCAGACGGAGAGAAAAGCCAUUCUGCAUGGGAGUCUAAGCAGCGCUAAGUUCCUGGUGGAUGGGACGUACUGUCUGAAGUUAUCGGGUUUCGAGUUCUCAAAGACUGAAUCGUCUAUGAGAAGAAAUCCCGUACCCAGAAGGUCAGAGAGCAGCGAUCUGGCCUACUUGGCUCCGGAAACCCUGCAGGACAUCAACGCAUACGACAAACGCAGCGAGAUUUACAGCCUUGGUAUUGUGCUGUAUGAGAUUGCUACUGGUGAACUCCCUUUACAAGGCCUUUCUAUCUCUAAUGGAAAUGUGCAGGAGCUAUAUCAGAGGCUGUGUGCGAAGGUCCAUGACAGCCUCCCUGCCACAUGUCCUCUUGCUCUACGUGACACCAUCACAAGGACCCUGGCUAGGAAUCCAAGUGAUCGCCCCUCUGCAGGAGAAAUUGCUGAUGUACUGAUUGCCCACCUGAGCCAGACAGAAGCCCAGGAAGCAGCCGACCAGAUGCAGUGACCUCUGAGAGGAGACAGGCACGGGUUCUCCAAUGGUAGCACACCACAAGGACAUGGACACAGACAGCAGACCGCCAACAGUUCCGCAGUGGCUCUGUGACGUCACUAGUUAAGGUCGACAGUCAAUAGAUCGACAUGGUAAAAAAGUAAAAUGGUCAACACUGAACAGGUCGACACAUGAAUAGGUUGACAUUACAUUUUGUCUGUUUUUGGUGUCGUUUUUUUUGCGUAACGUGACCAGAAACCCCAAUUAGUGCACCACGUCCCCUUGCAUGCGGGUAAGGUGCCUCGCUCCGCUAUGCUCAGCACAGGUUACUAUUCCCAAUCAUAGUCCAUUAAGUAUGAAAAAGUUAAAAAAAAUGUUAAAAAGUCACGUAGACCUUUUCAUGUGUCAACCUUUCCCGUGUCGACUAUUUUAACAUGUUGACCUUUUUCCCAUGUCGACCAAUAGUGGUUGACCUAUUGACUUUCGACCUAAGUACUGUCAACCUACCAUCCGGAUACCAUACAAGAUUGGGACAAAUAUAACUUCUUAUUGGUUCCAUUUAUAAAAAUGAGUCGAUUCCCCAAUAGAUGGGUGGUGAUGCUGAAUGGAUUGACCAGAAGGUUGUACAGUUUCUAAAACUGGACCACCCGGUGAGUCCAAGUAUUUACAGAGGUGGAAUCACUGAUACCGUCACAUUGCUCAAGGACUCCGGGAUCCCUCCUGGAUUUUAUAAUAGAUUCAGCCGACUGUCUAUUGCACUUUUAACUUUUUUAAACAUCUUUUUUUUAAACAUUUUCAAUUGGCUUUAAAUCCAAGUGCCGGAUUUCCUUAGGAAUUAGUCUGUAUUGUAACACAUUUGCAUUUACAGUAAAUAUAAAAAAAUAAGUCAUGGUUCAGUACAACCAGCAAGUCCCAAGUGUCGGGAUCCUUCGAGCCUUCCUGCCGCAUCUACCAUUGCCUGCUUUCCACAAGUCUGGAAUUCAAGUUCCUCAAAUGUCGUUGCAACAGGUUCCACAAUCACAGACUAUGUGGUCUUGCUGAGCCUACACUCCCUGCUAAGUCAUUGUGUUCAUUCUGCAGAGUGCUUCAGCCUGGUCUCGUGUUCUUUAUUUUUCCUCGGCCUAGAUACUUUUGUUCUGAUUCAGAUAAGCUUCAUGUAGUAGUGUUUGGACUUUCAAGUCCUGUGUGCUCCAGCAUUAUACAAGCAAGUAUUGGCCAACUCUCACUUAUUCUUUGCAUGUGUCCCCAGGUUUUAUCCUUCUAUUAUGCUCAUGUCACGUUAAUAAACCAUUCAGGUCACAUUU